Sporisorium graminicola is the source of this 687-nucleotide messenger RNA. RefSeq lists its product as uncharacterized. The record is from RefSeq and is a predicted model, not a curated record. The transcript has a single exon. Bases 1 to 687 code for a protein of 228 amino acids. Lineage: Eukaryota; Fungi; Basidiomycota; Ustilaginomycetes; Ustilaginales; Ustilaginaceae.
AUGCCGUACCAAUACCUCACCUUCAGCGAUCUAUACGAGGAAGAGGUGCGAUCCUCUGCACCUUCCUCACCCGUCAUGGGUGCAUCUUCGUCGUUAUCCCCCGUCUUCCUGCUGCCUUCUCCAUCACCAUCAUCGUCGCAUGACACCUCGUCGCAUCCUCACCAUGCCUACUUGCAUCCGACGCGAUCGCACUCGCAGCAGCGCCGUCAUCGACACACUCGCGACGUACACGGCCACGCGAUGCUCAAAACGCUGACGCAGGACUCAGACGACGUUGCCCCCGCCGUAUCGUACCCUUCCUCCCGAUCUUCUUCUUCGGCGACUGCGUCGUCGUCGACGCACCUCGACCUGCUCCGCGUGUUCAAGCGCAAACUCUCCAUGUCGUCGUCGUCGAAAAAGCACACAGCACACGCCUCGGACUCGUCCGCCUUGUCCACACCCACUUCAUCCCGACGCUCCUCGUUCACCUCGCACGGCUUUGCCUCGCUGCAUCCCGUCUCCGCAGCGUCGAGCGCAAACACAUCGCCUGCCAUCUCGAGACAGGUUACCAAGAACUUCUCGGACUACGAGGCCAUGGUGCACCACACGGCGAGGAUGGAGCAGCAGGAAGAGGCGACACGCCAAAGGGAGCUACAGGAAUACUUUAACCAGGCCGCUCAGACCGGAUUGAGUCUCAGGAGGUUUUAA